Molecule: messenger RNA, 2539 nt
Organism: Sorghum bicolor (sorghum)
Lineage: Eukaryota; Viridiplantae; Streptophyta; Magnoliopsida; Poales; Poaceae
Product: cysteine-rich receptor-like protein kinase 10
Exons: 7
Coding region: 101-2176 (691 amino acids)
Biological process (GO): protein phosphorylation
Molecular function (GO): protein kinase activity; ATP binding
Source: RefSeq, a predicted model, not a curated record
CUAUGUCCUUGCUUGACUAGUAGUCUGCUAGUACUAGACCCAUAGUUACCCGAGAAAUCGGAACUCGGCCCCUCGCCGUCUAAUUCUAGACACCGCAACAAUGGCGACGACGAGGAGGACAACCAUGCUCUGCCGCCUCUUUGCCUGUGCCGCCGUUCUUCUUCUCGUCUUCCACCAUGUACCACUCGCUAUCGGACAACCGUUCCCGCAGCAGGUCUGCAACGACACCUCCGGAAACUACACGGAGAACAGCGCCUACCAGGCAAACAUCCGUCUCCUCCAAAGCGCCCUCCCAAACAAGGCGUCGUCCUCCCCAGCUCUCUUCGCCACCGGCACCGCGGGCACGGGGGCGGACGCGGCCUACGCUCUUGCGCUCUGCCGCGGCGAUACCAACGCCUCCUCGUGCGCGAGCUGCGUCUCGGAAGCGUUCGUGUACGCGCAGCAGCUCUGCGCGCUAAAGAAAGGAGCCACCAUGUACAACAACCCCUGCAUCCUACGGUACGCCGACUGGGACUUCCUGGCCAACACCACCGACAACAGGGGGAAGCUGAUCGCCUGGAGCUUCGACAACGUCAGCUCGUCGGCGGCACCGGCGUUCGACGCUGCCUCCGGCCGGCUCGUCAACGCAACCGCUGACUACGCGGCGAACAACUCGGCCAGGCGCUUUGGCACAGGUGAACUGCCGUUUGACCAGACUUACCCCAAGAUCUACUCGCUGGCGCAGUGCACACCGGACAUGACGGCGGCGGACUGCCGGACAUGCCUUGGGACCAUCAUCAGGACGUUCACGCCCACGUAUUUCACCGGGAAGCAUGGCGGGAGAGUCUUAGGAGUGCGCUGCAACUUCAGAUUUGAGACAUAUCAGUUCUUCUCUGGCCGCCCGCUAUUACAACUCCUGGCGCCGCCCGGGCCACCGCCAUCGCCAUCGCCACAGCCAUCGGUGACCGGCCAAGGGAGAAGAAGAGAUAGAACAGCACUGAUCUUGGCCACUGCAUUGCCUUUAGCUGCUGCAAUAUUAAUAGCUCUCGCAGUGACGUGUUUUUGUUUUCGGAGUAGAAGAACAGAAGCACGACAGGACUCUGCAAAACCAUAUUCUACUAAUCCAGACAACAUCCAAAGCAUCGAUUCACUCCUUCUUGACCUAUCCACCCUACGUUCAGCAACGGAAAACUUUGCUGAAAGCAGUAAGCUUGGCGAAGGAGGGUUCGGAGCGGUUUAUAAGGGAGUCCUUCCUGAUGGCCUAGAAAUUGCAGUGAAGAGGCUCUCGCUUGGCUCCAGACAGGGAGUGGAAGAGCUGAAAACAGAGCUAGUAUUGGUCGCCAAGCUUCAGCACAAGAACCUUGUGAGGCUCGUAGGCGUUUGCUUGGAAGAACAAGAGAAAAUACUUGUGUAUGAAUACAUGCCAAACAGGAGCCUCGACACCAUACUUUUUGAUUCUGUGAAAAGCAAAGAGCUAGAUUGGGGGAAGAGACUCAAGAUUGUAACCGGAGUUGCUCGAGGCUUGCAAUAUCUCCAUGAAGAGUCUCAACUCAAGAUAGUUCAUCGAGACCUCAAACCAAGCAAUGUGCUACUUGACUCUGAUUACAAUCCAAAGAUAUCUGACUUUGGCUUAGCAAAGCUCUUCGAGAAGGACCAAUCCCAAGGUGUCACUAGUCAUAUCGCUGGAACAUAUGGAUACAUGGCACCUGAAUACGCGAUGCAAGGGCAGUAUUCGGUGAAGUCAGAUGUUUUCAGUCUUGGUGUUUUGAUCUUGGAGAUGGUGACAGGGAGGAAAAACAGUAGCUUGGAUAACUCGGAGGAAUCAGUCGACCUCUUAAGUCUCGUAUGGGAGCACUGGAGCACAGGAACAAUCGAAGAAUUGCUGGAUCCAUUCCUGAUGAGCCGCCAAGCUCCCCCAGAUCAGAUGUCGAAGCUCGUCAACAUCGGGCUGCUGUGUGUUCAGGACAGCCCUGCAGAUAGGCCGACGAUGUCAUCUGUAAGCGUCAUGCUUAGCAGCAACACAGUCUCGCUCCAGGUCCCGUCGAGGCCUACAUUUUGCGUUCAGGAGUUGGAAGGCGACUCGCACCUUUACACGGAUGCGUAUAAAAGGGCACUAAAGUUGCAGUCCACCGACAAAACAAAGGCAACGAUAAUGUCGCCGAAUGAGGUGUCGCUCACAGAGCUUGAACCAAGAUGAGAAUGAGCCUUCAGCCUUCCCAAGGUGUAUCACGCAGCCUCUCAUAUAUAUACUCUACUUUUGACAAAUAAAUCUCCUACUUGCCCGAGAUACCCUAACCAUGUGUUUGUGCAUUUAGGAUUCUCUUGGCUUGUAAGAAUGAACUAGCUAGGGCCUAGGAGUAAUAAAAAAAAUUAGGAAUAUAUAUUAUGUACCAAAAGAUCCAGUCAUAUAACAUCAUGUUCAGGGUCAUGUAGGGUAUCUACUUAUGCCAUUUCAAUUCAGUGUAUUGGUGUAAGUUAUAAAUCUAAAAGAGACUAUAUAUGUUUUUUUUCUGUGUAUAUUUCGAGAGCUCAAUGGAUUAUUACAGGUAUUUCUGAACUA